This is a messenger RNA of Mollisia scopiformis, 770 nucleotides long. RefSeq lists its product as uncharacterized. NCBI's taxonomy places the organism in Eukaryota, Fungi, Ascomycota, Leotiomycetes, Helotiales, Mollisiaceae. Gene Ontology annotation, cellular component: telomerase catalytic core complex. The record is from RefSeq and is a predicted model, not a curated record. Bases 262 to 672 code for a protein of 136 amino acids. Gene Ontology annotation, biological process: telomere maintenance via telomerase. Gene Ontology annotation, molecular function: telomerase RNA binding; telomeric repeat DNA binding. The transcript is spliced from 3 exons.
CACAAGCCUCAGAUCGGCAGAUUAGUAGUUGGGUGGGUGACCACCAGCGAAUACCUGCUGUUGUAUGUUUUUUGUUGUUUUUUUAUUUUAUCUUUCAUUUGAUAUAAUAUUUAAUACGUAGUGGAGUUCUGGGUUGCGUCCUUUUGCUCACCUGUGGCCGAAUUGCCCGUUUCUUGCUUGAUGCAUCAUUGAUCCGUCAUCGUACGGAUAAUUGAGUAAACAAGAAGACUAGGAUGUGUUGUGAAGUGAAUACAGAAUUUCAUGAUACUCAUUGAUUUUGACGUUUGCACGUGCCUUCCUCGAGUGUUGUCAUUUCGAUUCAAGAUGGCAGGUGCUAACCUCCUCUUCACAGACACGUUCAAAAUCCAAGCCCAUGCCAUGUUUCUCGACACCUCGUUCAACUCUCUGAAAACUGUUCUCUCAAAUGUCUACUCGGCAUUCAUCGAAUCAGCGACCAAGAUGUGGACUUAUGCAAAAUGCCUGCCAGCUGGGAAACAACCAGGAACUCAGUUAAUUCUCAAAACAAUCCGCGACUUGAUUGAGUUAGCUUUCGUAUUGAUGAAGAGCAAAGGAAAGAACAAGAAAAACGUGGGAUAUAAGUUUGCACUGAGCAAAAUGCAGGUGGAGUGCAAUGAAUGCAUUCUUCAGCAUCUUGAAGAAGCGACAGAGUAAGUACGGGAAGGUAUUGGAAUGGUUGGAUGGCAAGAUGAGGCUGUUCAGAGCUAGGGAGGCGGAGACGUGCCAAAGGAUGCAGGGCGUUGUGCGGACAA